This is a messenger RNA of Acaromyces ingoldii, 1086 nucleotides long. RefSeq lists its product as hypothetical. The record is from RefSeq and is a predicted model, not a curated record. NCBI's taxonomy places the organism in Eukaryota, Fungi, Basidiomycota, Exobasidiomycetes, Exobasidiales, Cryptobasidiaceae. Bases 1 to 1086 code for a protein of 361 amino acids. The transcript is spliced from 4 exons.
AUGUCCGAGGCGACAUGGUCUGGCGAAGCGGAAGAUCGCUCCAAGUCUUCUUCGCCUGCUAGAAGACGGAGAUCCGUCAUGGCGUGCAGAGAGUGUAGGAUGCGCAAAGUGAGGGAGGAGAGCAAAGCGGUUCGGCAGAAGAGGCGAAAACGGGCGUGGACGAUGGGUCAGGGAGAAGAACGCGACUACCAACAGGGCUCUUUCCCUUCUUCUUCGAGAGCCGGCAGAGUCGAGCACAUGAUACCGUCAACGAGCAGCAUACUUAGUCCAACUCAACACCUUCCGCAUAUCAGACACGCACCUCACAGCAGCUGGCCUGGUGUUGAACAUCUGAGUCGUCCAUCGUACUCGUCCUCGCCUUCUUCCUGGUCCCUUCCGACGCAAUCGUCGGUGCCCCGACCAAACGAGGCGAUGAGACCAUUAGACACGAGAUCCGAACCCAGUGUCGAGUGUGAGAUGCCCAUCAUCACGGUCAUCUGUGAUGGGGACAUGCGAUGCCACUUGGUGAGCGAAGAGUGUCGUACCCUUCUCGGUUUUGUACCAGAAGCUAUUACGUCUCUCUAUGACAUUGUUCAUGCUGGCGAGUCGUCUGUUCUGGCCCGCAUCUGUCUCGACCUCCUCCCUCCGUCGACACCCAUGAGCCCGUCAUCGGCAGGACCGAUGUCUAGGAGCAGAGGUUCGAGGCAACAUCCGCUGAUGCUUCUCCAACCCGUGCCUCAUACGUCCUUUCCACGAGCCAUUAACGUCCGUCUCCGGCUACGAAACGGCACGUACGACUACUACUCCGUCCAGGCUCACUUGGGCGGAGGAGGUGCGCUUUUCAGCCAAGUACAGCACCAGCAAACUGCACCGCAGGACCACAUCAUCAUCGUCAGCCUACUCAAGCAGGGUCAGGCCACACAAUUCGAUCACGUCUUCCCGCAAGCGCUUAUGCAAAUUGGCAAGCUUCCUCCUCCCACUCUCGAGCACCUCCUGCAUCGAUUCGACGGCGGACGGUUUACCACGACGUCCGUCUUCGCAUUUGUCCAGGGUGUGACUGCGUCGACCACUCCUCCCAUCCAAACACACAAACUUGUACAACAUUAA